AGCCGCCUCGGCCCGGCGGCCCUAUAGAGGCCCCUCGCUGCGCCCAGCGGCGCCGCCUGGGGGGUGGGCCAGCUGCACCCCCCUCCCUCCGCGGUUCGCGCCCGCGGCGCCUGGCGGCCGCCGCGGCUCUCCGUGGGGAUGUGGCCGGCCUCAGGGGGGCUGCAGGCCGCAGUGCCCGCCGGCGCCAUACGGCCCGCGCUGAGGCCCGGCUCGGUGGCGCAGGGCGCGCUGGCCGCGGCUGCCGCGGCCGCGCAGGCAGCGGUCUUCGCGGCCCCCGCGGGCAAGGCCCCCGCGGGCAAGGCCCUGGUGCGGGCCCUGACCCCGGGCGCGCAGACGGCGCCGCCGACCAGGCCCCUGGCCGAGUGCAUGGAGGAGGCGUGGGCCGCGGCCGCGGCAGGCGACGGCAAAGCGCCGAUGAAGUGGAAGCCGCUCGGGGGCGGCACGGUGGCGGGCAAUGGUAAGGCCUGGGGGGCCGGUGCGGUAGCCGGGCCCGCGCUCCUCCAGAAGGCGGAGAAGGAGUUGUGGAAGUUCACCGCCCACUGCGCGGACCAGUCGAUCUCCGAGGCGCAGCUGCUUAGAGAGUUAGAGGCCCUGCUCCAGCUCCGGUCCCACAUGAUGGGGAUGUCGGGCAUGGAGAUCGCGCCGCCGUCGCCGGAGCUGCUGUUACACCUAGUCGCCACGGCGCUGGCCGAGGGCGGGAGCCACAUGACCGUCGCAGACCUGCUGGAGACCCCGGGGCUGGCUGGGGUCAAGGGCGCCUUCGGCGACCUCGCGGGGUUCCUCGCCAAGCACGGGGAGCUGUUCGCGGUGCUGGACGAGCCCCACGGCAAGACGGUCACGCUGAUCGGCGAGGUGCCGGCGGCCCCCGUGUCCGCGGCAUUGGCCGAGCCGCCCGCUAAGAGGCUGAAGAUGAUCGAGGCGCAGGCCCCGGCGGUGCCCGUCGCGUUUGACCACGAGAAGGCCGCGCAAGCCGUGGUGAAGAUCGUGGAGAGGGUGAAGGAGAUGUGUCUCGAGGCCGCGGGAGGCGCGCUGAUCCUCGAUCAGCUGGGGGCCGACGAGACGAUCCGGGAUCUCAGGAAGGACUGCUCGAAGACCAAGAAGAUGUCCCAGGUCCUCAAGGAGAACGGCUUCGACCUCUCCGAGGGGCCGAGGUCCGAGGAGUGCCCGCAGCAGUGCAUAUGGGUGAAGCUGAAGUGAGGGCCCCGCGCGCAGGGUCGGAGGACGCCCGCCGCGCACCCGCACCGGUCAUGGCCGCCAGGCCGAUGCUGGGGCUGGCGUAUGUGUCUUCGUGGCCAAGCAAGGGGUGUGGUGGUGGGCCUGGACAGGAUCGGUGCAGGCCCAGACAUUUUCCGAUCCGACUUUUCAAUCUGCGGCCCCAGAGCUCCCGACCCCUCCUGGGGGCAGUUUUGCGUCCCGGAUCCAUGUUAUACCUGAUGGCACCGGGCCAGGGAAGCGGCCCCUGGAGAGGCCGAGAUCGAGGAACAAAAACGCCGGGAUCGAAC
Molecule: messenger RNA, 1502 nt
Organism: Prorocentrum cordatum
Lineage: Eukaryota; Dinophyceae; Prorocentrales; Prorocentraceae
Source: the annotation of a GenBank genome assembly